UCCCCCAAUCCCCACAGCCGCCCGCCCGCACCCUCCCUCCUCCCUCGUCUCAGCCGCCACCCCCACGAACCCUAGCCGCGCCCUCCUGCAUCCUCCCCUCCCUGGUCCGCCCCAAGCUCCUUCUCCUCCUUCGUCCUCACAUGCUCCACCCUGAGCACGCCGGCGGCGAAGCGCACCGCGAGGCCCCGGAGCAACUCAGCCAGAGCCCCUCUGUACAGGAGGAACCCCGCGGCCAGCGCAGCCAACAACGGUGGCGCGUACAAGAGCUCGGCCUUGAUGGGCCGCCCGCCGUCCGCGAGGGUCACGUCCGCGCUGAAGGGCAGUAACGAGCACAUGGUGCGGUACGAGGAGGUACGCAGGGAGAAGGUGCACGGCUCCGCCUAGCACCAUGUGUGCGGCGACGGGGACAUGCAAUCACGGGCAGAUUUUGGGGAGCGGCACAAGCAUCAAGCAAUGGCUGAUUCCAAGGUGGGCUUCCCCUCGGCUCCUCUCUCUCUCCCCCCAUCACACAUUAAUCUCCUCCUGAUCUUGUUAUUUAUGCAUCUAUAUGUCGUUGAUGUUCUUCCGAUUUGCACGCAUGUCAAGAUCAAGGAUAUUUAAACUUGUUUCUUCUAUUGAUGGAAGAUUUCAGAUACUUCUGUAGAUGAAUUUCUGUGCUAAGAUACAUUGUGUUAAUUGUCCGAAAGAUGGAACGAUUUGCUCCACGGAAAUUAUCUCCUUAGUUGCAUUCCAUUUACAGGUAAAGUGAGAUUGUUACCUCUGUUUGAUUUUAUGUUCAAACUUUACGAUUGGAGUAUGGAUAUUAGAUUAGCUAUUUGGAAUUUUUCAUUAGAGGGGCCAGGCUUGACUUAAUACUUAAUUACUUUCUGUUUGAACAAAAAAAAGAGUGCACUUAUGAAUUGUAAAAUGUGAAGUGCAGACCCGACAUCCUCCAAUAUUACCUGAUUUGGUGCUGACUUUCAUCUUCCAGUUCAUGUUCAUUGCCUUGCUGUGGUUGCACCGUGGUCUGUGGGGAACAUGAACAAAUACCUUUGCUACAACCGAGGUCUUAACAGACCAGUCAAGGAGAGAUAGGUUCUGUGAGUUAUUUUACCCUCUGUUUAUCCCUCUCAGAUUAGCGGAGAAGAAGGAUCUUUUUUUUCAUUUCCUUUUGAUUUCCUCUCUUGUUUGACAAGAACGAAUUUUUUCUUCAUAAUUUUGCAGGGGUUGUUAUGCUCUGUCCCUCGAGGCAGGUGCCAUCUGCAUUUUGUGAAGAUUGCCGUCAUCUAGAUUUUAUUGCGGCAUGAUGCAUAUGUAAUAAGGAAUUUGGUGUUUCAGAAGCAUCAUUGGAAGUUCGUAUGCUAAUAUCUCAAUUGGCAAGAUAAAAAGACCACCACUUCUUACCUUCCAGUCAUUUUAAUAUUAUAGGAAUGUAAGUUGAAUUCAGUGCCCCUGCAUUUACACGACUGGGUGUUAUUCAUUUUUUGUUUCCUUUGAUGCGCUGAGUACAGAUUGAAGCAUGUUGGGUACAAAAUGUUUCCAAGAUUAGUUUAGGAUCAGAACUAGUUUAGGAUCAAGAUAAAAACCUGGUUAUAUGUUGCAUCUCAAAAUCAAGAUGUUGAUUCGAGAAGAGAAAGGAGCUGUCGGCGUGACAUGGUGCGAGACCUUUGUCCCGGAGCAUGCAGCUUGUCAGUAUAAAGUAAUGGGUAUCAGUGUUUUCUCAUACAUAUGAUUCUGAAGUAAUAGAGAGCAGGAAGUGGUAGGCUUAAUUUCAGUUAGAUAAAUAGGUAUACUGCAGCAUCAUAUAUUCCUUUGUAUUUUUCUUGCCAGGUUCAUGCUUUAUACAUCGUGUAUAUACGCAUAAAGUACACCCACAUAAAUUAUAGUUCGUAGUAUUGGCAGCAAACAGAGGCGCAGCUAAGCAGUAGCAUGUCCCUAUUAUAAAUGGGUAGAAAAAGCGCUUAUCAAAAGAACAGUAUCUCUGUUACAUGAUAAGAACGAAUGUUUGCUUUUAUGCAUAUGUCUAAAAGCACUCCACUAUAAUGCAAAUAGUAUCAUGUUCAGAGCCUUAAUAAUGGCAGCUGUAAACCCAAAAUAAUCCAUCUUAUAAUUUUGUAUACAAAAUAGAUUCCGGUGAGAAUCACUUCAAUAAGAAUGCUAGCUGCUACCAUAUAUCUAAUUGGCUCCAGAUCGAAAAUUUCAGUUGUUAAUCUCUGAAUGCAGUAUGCACUUGUGCUGAAACAUAGAGCGUGCGGUGUUGCUUUGUACAGGAAUAAAAAAUCUCAGUUGUUAAUCUCUGAAUGAAGAAGGAUCAUGGUUCCCCACCUCUCUACUACUCAUAUUAAUGCCACCCUUUGCUAAUUUAUCUUUGGUUGUUCAAUGCAUGAUAACAUUUUUGAAUUUGCAACAUAUGAUACCUUCAUCUUCUGAGUAGGAAGUCACUGGAUAUUAUAAUUAGACGAAUACAGCAUUAGAAGAUGCCACAACCUCGAAUAUACCUAAAUCUGGAAAAACAAUUGGUUAGGUAGGAGGUCUGUUGUCACAAUUUCCAAUUUUUUAGUGCAAGAUGGACCCAGUUUGGGGUUCUUCAUCUAUUCUCAGCGAGCGUUAGUUUUGUAUUUUGUGUGUACUUCCACUUAAUCAUUAAAAAUUUCAUGAUACAUCAGAUUUUAUAAAGGGCUACUUCACAAGCAUUCGAUAGUAAAAGAAUUAGGGCCUGUUCUGAAACUCUGCCAACUCCACCAAAUCCGCAACUUCAGCUUCUCGAGCGAGCUUCUCGCUUCGCCCAGCGAUCGAAAACGGUUCGGCAGCGAAGCUGGCUUCUCUCAGCGCUGCAGCCCGGCUGGAAGGCAAAAAGCCCAUUGGGCGCCCCUUUGGGCUGGCUGGAGGCAGCCCAGGAGAGGGAAAACGAUUAGAUCGAGUGGGAGGACUCGGUACUGUGCACUAGCGUGGGCGUAUGUCGAAGGGCUCAGGCGAAACGUUUUCUUUGGCGAUGGCAAACAUCUUGUAAAUAGAGAGAACUCCAGAUUCUGUAAAAGGUGGAGCUGGGUUCUUGUUGCUUCUCAAAAAUGCACUGCGGCCGGAAACAGCUUCGUGAAUUUAGCUUCCAGGAGCUAAAUCGUUCUGCAGCUUUUUGAUUCUGGAGUUUGUGAAGUUGAGAGCUGGAGAAUUCCAGAACAGGCCGUCCAUGAUAUUGCCUCAACUGCAUGUAAUGACUGAUAAGCAAGGUAUUCUCCAAAAUAAAAUUAUUGGUUGAUCUGCUUACCACCUUCUCAUUUCAGGCCCUCUUGCUAUAGUCAUGUGAAAGGAUGGUGUUCGGAGCUAUAUAUUGGAAAAUAUUUCUUGGCAUUCCAUUAAAUUUCCGAGUGUUCUCCAACUGCAGCGGCCGUGUCGUGACUGACGUGUUGAGUUCUUGCACAAGCACAACCUCUAGCCCAGUGAGCACACUCACCCCACUUAGUUUUAUGGUCAGAGCGACACCCAAGGCCGAUUCGUGCCCGAGCGCUCCUGCGACCGCCAUGCUCGCGCGUGGCCGUCCGGCCGCCGCCGGCCUGAUCUCCUAGCUCUCGCCUGCUCCGCGUCCGGCGAGACCAGAUCCAGUACCCUUGUCCUGCGCUCUGUCUUCUCCGCGAGCUCCCCUGCUCCUCCGUCUAGUGCUCUGCCUCCUUGGUGAUUUCCGGCGAUUUCCUGGUGACUGGUGUCAUGCCGCUUCUUCUCCUCCCCUUCCUUCUCUGAUCUCCUAUCUCAUCCCUCGUCUCCCGGAUUCCCUUCUCCUUUGUGUCUCCUCUCUACUUCCCCUUGUUCCCUCAAUCCAUCUUGCUCAUCCAGAUCCCCUUUUGUUGCUUCUCUGCUUCUUCCCUCCCCGUGAUACUCACUGCCCUCCGAUUCUGUUAGUGACCUGCUGCUGCUCUCCACUUUCGCCACAGAUCCGGAGCUUCUGCCCAACGGCCUUAUUUUCGCAGAUCUGGCGUCUCCUUGCUGUGGGUGACCCCGGGCUCGCGCCGAGCCAGGAGAGUGGGGGUGAGGAAGGCAGAGUUAUCUGUCUCGAUUCCAGAUAUCUUUUGGGCGCUAUGAGGGCCAUCGCCUGGAACUGCCGAGGUAUGGGCAGAAGCCUUGGCAGUGAGAGGAUGCUCUAUCUUGCCAACUUGAUGCGGUCUACGAAGACACAGGUAACAUUUGUUUCAGAAAUCAAGUCUUCCAAAGUCCGUUCUGUCGAUCUUGUUAAUAGGUUUGAUGUUGCCAACGGCUUUGUUGUUCCUUCUAGAGGUGCCUCAGGUGGCCUUUGGCUUAUGUGGACCGAUGAGCUCAAAGUUUCUGUGCAUGCUGCUGCUUUUCACUAUAUUUUAGCAAAUGUAGUUCAUGCAGCUUCAGGGGUCAACUUUUGUCUUAUUUGUAUAUAUGGUGACCCGUAUCACAAGCAGACUAAUGCCAUCUGGGACCAAGUUGCUGAUUUUGUCUAUGAUAACCUAGGAAAGCCCAUGGUUUGUAUGGGGGACCUUAAUGAUGUGGAUGCGUGUGAUGGUAAUAUCAACUUCUAUCGUAUGAAUGCUUUCAGGUCUCUUGUUAAAAAUUGUGGGCUGUUUGAUAUUGGUUAUAGUGGUCCUGCUUAUACUUGGCGUGGUAGGCAACAUACUUCUAAGCCCAUUCAUAAACGUCUUGAUCGAUGCUUGGUCAAUUUUGAUUGGUGCGCUUUUUAUCCUAAUACUAAAGUGCUGAAUCUUCCUAUUAUUCUUGGUGACCAUGCUCCCAUUUUAAUUUCCUCGGAAGGUAAACUUGUUAGGCCUAGACAAUCUUUUAAAUUUGAAAACUGGUGGCUUAUGGAAAAAGAUUUUCACUCUUUUGCUAAAAAUAAUUGGAUUUCUAGUUCCCUGACCUCUUUUGCUGCAAAGUCAUCUUCUUUGGCAGGAUCUUUAAAAGUCUGGUGCAAGAAGAAAAAACCUCUCCAACAAGAACUUGCUGAGCUAGAAUCCAGAAUCAAGGAUUUGCAACAGCUGCCUCUCCACCAACAGGACCAUGUUUUGGAAAGUACUCUUACUAAUAGGCCUUUUUCUUCCCCUAUUUGGACUAAUGACAACAAUGAUCCUACUUAUUCUAUUCCGGACAAGACUGAACUUUUGCGGAUUCUUAAAGACAUGAAGCUUAAUGCUUCUCCUGGUCCUGAUGGGUUCAAUGUAGAAUUUUAUUUAGCUACUUGGGAUUGGAUUGGGGAUGAGGUAACUCAGCUUGUCACUCACUUCUAUAAUACUGCUACACUUCCCCCUCACAUCAAUGAUACCAAUAUUGCUCUUAUCCCUAAGAAGUUGGUUCCUCUUGUGCCCAUGGACUACCGUCCUAUUAGUCUUUGUAAUGUGCUUUAUAAAAUCAUUGCUAAGUCUCUUGCGAAUAGACUUAAGCAUCAUCUUCCUGAUUACAUUGACCAAGCUCAACAAGCAUUUAUUGAGGGUAGACGUAUUAGUGACAACAUUAUCAUUGCUCAAGAAAUUGCUCACUCGUUUUCUCUUAAAUCCUGGAAAUAUGAUGCCUUUAUGCUUAAGAUUGACCUUGCCAAAGCUUUUGAUCGUUUAGAAUGAAAUUUCAUUGUUUCUGCUCUGGCUCGUAAAGGGCUGCAUGGUCAUUUUGUUAAUUUGGUUCAUGCAUGCGUCUCAUCUCCCUCAUUCUCUGUUCUCAUUAAUGGCCAGCCCUCUCCUAAAUUUAAGAGCUUCAGAGGAAUACGACAAGGCUGUCCCAUGUCUCCUUACUUGUUUGUUCUUACAAUUAAUGAACUUUCCAUCUUGCUUAAUGAAGCUUUGCAGGCUAACCAAUUGCAGGGAAUUUCUCUUGGACCAAACUGCCCCUCUGUCCAUUCUCUUCUAUUUGCAGAUGAUCUUCUGGUGUGUGGGCACGCUACUUAUCAGGAGGCUCAGACGAUGGCCAGUCUUAUUCAACACUUUUGUGCUCUUUCUGGUCAAACUCCUAACUGGAAUAAAUCUGCCAUUCUCUUUAGCAAUCAUGUUUCUCAGAAUAUUAUUAAUGAUAUUAAGCAAGUCUUUCCUGUUGCUAAUCUUGAUGCUAAUUUCACUCAUCUUGGUCAUCCUUUAAUUUUGCCUGCUAAGAAUAGGGGUGCUGCUUAUAACUUUGUUUUGGAUAAAUUUUUAAAUAAGCUCCCCUCUUAUAAAGCUAACAUGCUAUCUCAUGCUGCCCGUCUUGAACUUAUUCGCUCUGUCUUUUCUGCUAUCCCUGUUUACUAUAUGGCAAACAUUCUGUUUUCAAAAAUUUUUAUUGCCAAGCUCACUUCUAUCAUUAGGAAUUUUUGGUGGACAGGGAUUAGAGAAACAGAUUCUAAGAGGAGUCUUUGUCUCAGAGCAUGGAAGGAUAUUACCAACUCCAAGUCUGAAGGUGGUCUUGGAAUCAGAAAUCUAAAAGCCGUCAAUGAGAGUCUUAUUCUUGCUGCGGCUUGGAGGUUAGCUAAAAACCCCUCCUCCCAAUUAUAUUGUGUUCUUCAAGCCAAAUAUUUUUCUACCACUUCUAUUUGGAAAGCUACUAAUAAUCCACCUAAAUCUGCCUUUUGGCUUCCAUUUUAAAAAUGCUUCCUAAACUUAAAGAGCAUGCCUUCUAUCAACUCACCCAAGGUAAUGUUUCUAUUUGGAGCAUGCCUUGGUGCAAUCUUUGGAACUCUAUUCAUGAUUUUCUCAUUCCUCAACCAUCAGGCUUUAUUUAUCCCUCCUUGGUUAGGGAUCUUUGGCAGCCUGGGCAAAGGCAAUGGAACCGUCAGCUCAUUUUCUCUCUUUUUCAGCAACCUUUGGCUACUCAGAUUAUCAACAUUGAUAUUCUCGAUGAUGAUAAUGCUGAUAUUCUUUGUUGGCCUUUGGCUCCCAAUGGUAUUUGCUCUUCCAAAGCUGCUUAUAAACUUUGCUUACAAGACAUUCAUACUAAUCCUAGAACUGCUUCUCUGGAUGUUCCUUUGGAUUUGAAAGCUUUUCUUAAAACUAUUUGGAAGCAGAAAGAUUUAUUGCCCAAGGUUAAAACUUUUGCUUGGAGGAUGCUUAGCAAAGCUUUGCCCACAGGAAUGAGAGCAGGCCGUUUUUCUAUUCACAUUUUGCAGAAUUGUUGUAGAUGUGCUCAGCAAGAAGAUGAGUUUCACCUUUUCUUUCUUUGUGACUUUGCUAGAGCGGCCUGGUUCUCUGCUCCUUGGUUUCUUAGAUCUGACAUCCUUGUGCAAGGUCACUCUUCAAUGCAUUCCCUUCUGAUUCACUUUGCUUCUAUGGGCCAUCCUUAUGCAUCUUUGCAAAAUAUUUUCAAUUUUAUGUGGUGCAUUUGGAAGGCUAGAAAUGAUUUCCUCUUUGAGAGGAAAUUUUCUUUUCCCUACCAAAUUAAAAUUGCUGCUACUAGUUUGAAUAAUAUUCUCCAAGAGGAGAUUCUGCCUUCUACUAAUAUUCAGUCUUUGCAGGCUUCUCAACCUGAUAAUUCUCCUCUUCCUAAGCAAGGCAAUACUCUCAAAUCAGACCUUCUCAUUAAUGGUGCUAAAGUGUUUUCUGAUGCUGCUUUCAGAACUUCUAGAGUUCCAGGAUUUCGGCAAGGUCAAUUGCGCACAGGUGUGGGAGUUUACUUUUGUCUUCCUUCUUCUAAUAGGGAAAUAAAUAUUCAGGUUCAAGCUUCAGGCCCUUCGAUGGACACUCCUCUUCAAGCUGAAGCAAUUGCUCUUGCUUGUGCAGCUCAAUUGGCGGCUUGCCUUAACAUUCAAACUCCUACUUUUUUAACCGAUUCUCUUUCUCUUGCCACUGUUGCUGCUGCCAGGAAUAUUGCUCACUCUUCCACUCCUUGGAAUAUUAGAAAAGAAGUGGCUUCUUUUGUAAACUCUACUUCUAAUCUUAAUCCCCAAGUUUUUCAUAUUUCUAGGAAUUUGAAUGGGGUGGCUCACAAUUUAGCUCAUCAAGUUUUUCAAAUGGCUGGAGGACCUACACUCAAUUGCUCUUCUCACUCUCAUGUCACUGAAUCAUGUCCUGUAGCUGCCUCUCUUGUUGAUUUUAAUUUUGUAGGAAUUCAGCUUCAUAAGGUGUAUUGCUUUUAGGAGAAAGUUGAUAGCUCUAGGAAGUUCCUCAUCUCAACAUGAUAUGAUGGUCUAUGCUCGGUUGUUGGAAAGAAGGAGAUUGCUGUCAAAGCUGGAAUUUUCUUUUCCCCUUCUCUUCCUUUGUUUCUUAGGACAUGCUGUUCUUUAGCAAGGGUCUUGUUCCUUGCUCUCUCAUAUGUCUUUAUUCAGCUCUUCUUUCUUUACAUCUGCAGUUCUUCUUUCUCUUUAUUCUAGCAGAUGGUGUAAUCUCGACUGUAAAAUGUUCUGUGAGCUGAAUAUAUUGGUAUCUUCGGGUGCCUUUCUCUGUUCAAAAAAAAAGUUUUAUGGUCU
Messenger RNA from Triticum urartu, 8356 nucleotides. The record is from RefSeq and is a predicted model, not a curated record. NCBI's taxonomy places the organism in Eukaryota, Viridiplantae, Streptophyta, Magnoliopsida, Poales, Poaceae.